CUCGCCAUUUCUCCCUUGGAUGUCCUUAGAGGGAUUUCCUUGAAGGUGCCGGCCAUACACCUGCGCCGUUGAAGGACGUCACAGUUCCCUGAUAUGAGCAAGUAUGGACCAGAAAAUUUUAUCUCUGGCAGCAGAAAAAACAACAGACAAAUUGCAAGAAUUUCUUCAAACCCUGAAUGAAGAUGAUCUGACUAAUCUCCUUCAGAAUCAAGCAGUGAAAGGAAAAACUAUUGGAGCACUCUUGAGAGCUAUCUUUAAAGGUUCCCCCUGCUCUCAGGAAGCUGGAGCCCUUAGAAGACGUAAGAUAUACACUUGUUGUGUCCAGUUAGUGGAAUCGGGGGAUUUGCAGAAAGAAGUAGCAUCUGAGAUUGUAGGAUUAUUAAUGCUGGAGGCUCACCGUUUUCCAGGACCAUUAUUGGUUGAAUUAGCCAAUGAGUUUAUUGGUGCUGUUGGAGAGGGGAACCUAGUCAAUGGAAAAUCUUUAGAGUUAUUACCCAUUAUUCUCACUGCCCUGACUACCAAAAAGGAAGUUAUGACUUACGGAAAAGGUGAACUGAGUGGAGAAGAAUGUAAGAAACAGUUGAUUAACAUUCUCUGUUCUGCCAGAUGGGAUCAGCAGUAUGUCAUCCAACUCACCUCCAUGUUCAAGGAUGUUCCUCUGACAGCAGAAGAGAUGGAAUAUGUGGUAGAAAAAGUGUUGAAGAUGUUCUCCAAGUUGAAUCUUCAAGAAAUACCACCUUUGGUCUAUCAGCUUCUAGUUAUUUCCUCAAAGGGAAACAGAAAAAGUGUUCUGGAAGGAAUCAUAUCCUUCUUCAAUGACUUAGAUAAGCAGCACAGCGAGGAGCAGAGUGGUGAUGAGCUACUGGACCUUGUUACUGUUCCAUCAGGUGAACUUCGUCAUGUGGAAGGCACUGUUAUUCUGCACAUUGUGUUUGCCAUCAAAUUGGACUGUGAACUGGGCAGAGAACUUCUGAAACACUUAAAGGCAAGACAGCAAGGAGAUUCCAGUAAUAAUUUAUGUCCCUUCAGCAUUGCUCUUCUUCUCUCUGUAACAAGAAUACAAAGAUUUGAGGAACAGGUGUUUGAUCUUUUAAAGAGUUCAGUUAUGAAAAGCUUUAAGGAUCUUCAGCUCCUCCAAGGAUCAAAAUUUCUUCAGAAUCUAGUCCCUCAGAGAUCUUGUGUUUCAACCAUGAUCUUGGAUGUGGUAAAGAAUAGUGUUCAUAGUUGGGAUCAUGUUACUCAGGGCUUGGUUGAAUUUGGCUUCAUUUUAAUGGACUCAUAUGGACCAAAGAAGAUUCUUGAUGGGAAAACUAUGGAAACUAGCUCAGGUCCUUCUAGAAUGCCAAACCAGCAUGCCUGUAAGCUGGGAGCUGACAUCCUGUUGGAAACAUUUAAGAUCCAUGAGAUGAUCAGACAAGAAAUUCUGGAGCAAGUCCUCAACAGGGUUGUUACCAGAACAUCCUCUCCCAUCAGUCAUUUCUUAGACCUACUUUCAAAUAUCAUCAUAUAUUCCCCCUUAGUUCUUCAGAGUUGUUCUUCUAAAGUCACAGAAACUUUUGACUAUUUGUCCUUUCUGCCUCUUGCGACUGUCCAGGGGCUGCUUAAGGCAGUGCAGCCUCUUCUCAAAGUCAGCAUGUCAAUGAGAGACUCCUUGAUACUUGUGCUUCGGAAAGCCAUGUUUGCCAGCCAGCUUGAUGCCCGAAAAUCUGCAGUGGCUGGGUUUUUGUUACUCCUGAAAAACUUCAAGGUUUUAGGCAGCCUGGCAUCCUCUCAGUGCAGUCAGUCUAUUGGUGUCAGUCAGGUGUAUGUGGAUGUCCAUAGCCGUUACAAUUCUGUUGCCAAUGAAACGUUUUGCCUUGAGAUCAUGGAUAGUUUGAAGAGAUGCUUAAGCCAGCAGUCUGAUGUUCGACUCAUGCUCUAUGAGGGAUUUUAUGAUGUUCUCCGAAGGAACUCUCAGCUGGCUAGCUCAAUCAUGCAGACUCUGCUGUUACAGUUAAAGCAGUUCUAUGAACCAAAAUCUGAUAUACUGCCUCCUCUGAAAUUAGAAGCUUGUUUUCUGACCCAAGGAGAUCAGGUCUCUCUACAAGAACCACUGGAUCAUCUGCUGUGCUGUAUUCAGCAUUGUUUGGCCUGGUAUAAGAGUAAAGUGAAGCCCCUACAGCAGGGAGAUGAAGAGGAAGAAGAAGAGGGAUUCUACCAAGAGCUAGAUGAUAUAUUGGAGUCUAUUACUAAUAGAAUGAUUAAGAGUGAGCUAGAAGACUUUGAACUGGAUAAAUCAGCAGAUUUUUCCCAGAACACUGGUAUUGGCAUCAAAAAUAAUAUCUGUGCUUCUCUUGUGAUGAGUAUUUGUGAGGUUCUAAUAGAAUAUAAUUUUUCCAUAAGUAAUUUCAGUAAGAAUAAGUUUGAGGAGGUUCUGAGCUUAUUUAUGUGUUACAAGAAACUCUCUGAUGUCCUUAAUGAAAAAACUGGUAAAGGCAAAACUAAAAUGGCCAACAAAACAAAUGAUAGUUUUUUGUCCAUGAAAUUUGUGUCUGAUCUUCUCAUUGCUCUUUUCAGGGAUAGUACCCAAAGCCAUGAAGAGAGCCUGUCUGUUCUCAGGUCCAGCAAUGAGUUUAUGCGCUAUGUAGUGAAUGUAGCUCUUCAGAAAGUACAACAACUAAGGGAAACAGGGCACGUGAGUGGCCCUGAUGGCCAAAACUCGGACAAGAUCUUUCAGAACCUCUGUGACAUAACUCGGGUCUUACUGUGGAGAUACACUUCAAUUCCUACUGCGGUAGAAGAGUCGGGGAAGAAGGAGAAAGGAAAGAGCAUCUCACUGCUGUGCUUGGAGGGCUUGCAGAAGAUAUUCAGUGCCGUGGAGCAGUUCUAUCAGUCCCGGAUUCAGCACUUUCUCAGGGCUCUGGAUAAGGAAGGAGAAGAGGAAGAAGAUGCUGGAGUCAGUGUCACUCAGAGAGCUGCAUUCCAGAUCCGGCAGUUUCAGAGAUCCCUAUUGAAUUUACUUAGUGAGAAAGAAGAUUUUAACAGCAAAGAAGCCUCCCUGCUAGUCACUGUUCUCUCCAGCUUGUCCAGACUACUGGAGCCCUCAUCUCCUCAGUUUGUGCAGAUGUUAGCCUGGACAUCGAAGAUAUGCAAGGAAAACAGCUGGGAGGAUACCUCAUUUUGCAAGAGCUUAAUGAACUUGCUCUUCAGCCUGCAUGUUUUAUAUAAGAGUCCCGUAACCCUGCUACGUGACUUGUCUCAGGAUAUCCAUGGUCAGCUGGGAGACAUAGAUCAGGAUGUAGAGGUGGAAAAAUCAAACCACUUUGCAAUGGUGAAUCUGAGAACAGCCGCCCCCACUGUCUGUUUACUUGUUCUGAGUCGGGCUGAGAAGGUCCUAGAAGAAGUUGACUGGCUGAUUGCCAAGCUCAAGGGACAAAUGAGCCCAGAAACCCUACCAGAAGGGGCCUCUUCUCAAGCAGCCCCACCAAACCAUCCCACUGAGAAAGCCGUCAUCAUGCAACUGGGAACUCUGCUUACAUUUUUUCACGAGCUGGUACAGACAGCCCUGCCAUCAGGCAGCUGCGUCGACACCUUGUUAAAGGACCUGUGCAAAAUGUACACCGUCCUAACGGCGCUUGUCAGAUAUUAUCUCCAGGUAUGUCGGAGCUCUGGAGGAAUUCCAAAAAAUAUGGAAAAGCUGGUGAAGCUGUCUGGUUCGCAUCUGACACCCCUGUGUUAUUCUUUCAUUUCUUACGUACAGAAUAAGAAGAGUAAGAACCCAAAAUAUACAGGAGAUAUGAAAAAGGAUAAAACUGUUGCCACAGCCAUGUCCAGGGUUCUUCGGGAAACCAAGCCAAUCCCUAACCUCAUCUUUGCCAUUGAGCAGUAUGAAAAAUUCCUCAUCAACCUUUCUAAGAAGUCCAAGGUGAACCUGAUGCAACACAUGAAGCUCAGCACCUCGCGAGACUUCAAGAUCAAAGGGAACAUCCUGGACAUGGUGCUUCAGGAGGAGGGGGAGGAUGAAAAUGAAGAGGGCACUGCAUUAGAGCACGGGGCACAAAACAGAGAACCAGCAAAGAAGAAAAGGAAAACAAAGGAAAUGCCUGAGUUAAUGUGAACUUUGGGUCUUCUGCUUCCUUUUUACCCAAUAGCAGUAGUACCCCUUGUCCUACAGCCCACGCUGAUGUCGGCAUCUUGGUACUGAACCCACUGAACUCAACUGCACCUUCAGUUAGAAGGAAUCUUCUUGCCAGGUCCUGCUACUGAAAAGUGGCUGCCCUUAGGCAAGCCAUUUUGCAAAAAGCAAAGCUGAAAGCCUGAGUUUGGGAUCCCGCACACCCCGAUGAAGCUCCACAGGAGCAAAUACGGAGCCUCCGGGCUGGCUUCACUUUUCCAAGGAGCCUUUGGUGAGUUCAAUUAUCUGG
This is a messenger RNA of Tupaia belangeri chinensis (Chinese tree shrew), 4403 nucleotides long. RefSeq names its product FA complementation group I (gene FANCI). Bases 104 to 4096 code for a protein of 1330 amino acids. Gene Ontology annotation, biological process: DNA repair. NCBI's taxonomy places the organism in Eukaryota, Metazoa, Chordata, Mammalia, Scandentia, Tupaiidae. The transcript has 38 exons. Gene Ontology annotation, molecular function: DNA polymerase binding. The record is from RefSeq and is a predicted model, not a curated record.